GACACUCCCUGCCGCUGCAAAUUUCCAUCCUUUACGUAGACAGCAUAGUUCGAGCACCGGUACCGUAGUUAGUGGAUAGAUACCAUAACAAGAGAAUGGAAGAUAGAGAGGGACAAUCACUGCUGAGAGAACCACUCCUCAGUGCUGAAGCGACAGAGAGUGUUGGGAUGGCAGAAGAGAUUCCAACAAGUUCCGAUCAAAAUGAUGCCGUCAUUGGGCAAGAACAGUUGAUGAUGGAAGAGACCGAAACACCAUGGUACAAAUCACCCCUCCAAUUGAUUGCCAUGCUUUCCAAUUACUCCACAAGCUAUAAUGUAGUCAACAUCUCCAUGGUCAUUCCCAUCCUGGAAUUCACUAUUGAGGGAACCACGUCGGAGGAUGCCGCUGCCAGUGCUUCAUCGCUCUUGGCAGGCAUGAUUGUGGGUCAAUUGCUGGGUGGUUAUUUGGGAGAUUCACCCGUCCUGGGAAGAAUGGGGGCUUUGCAGCUCGUCAUGGUCUUGCAAGUUAUUGCCAGCCUUGGAAGUGCCAUGAUUUGGAGCAGUCUCAGCAGAGAUGCUUUCUUUGUAUGGUUGGCCAUCUUUAGAUUUCUAUUGGGUGUGGGUGCUGGAGGGGUAUACCCACUGGCUGCGGUUUUAAGUGCAGAACAAGGCAACAGUCAAAAUGCAACUUCCACAGAACCGCAACAACAAAGCCCCAAACAGGUGCGACGCGUAGUACUGACAUUUAGCACACAGGGAUUGGGAUUCAUCACUGUGCCAUUGGUCACGGUUCCCCUCUUGUACAUGACAACCAAUCUCGAUAUUGUCUGGAGAGUCAUCUUGGCUCUGGGUAGUAUUCCCGGCAUUAUCAUGAUGGCGGCACAGUUGUGGAUCCACAAGCAGAAUUCACGUCAUGAACCAAUUCCAACGACAGAACAGGAAGAAAGUCAACCCGAAAAUGAAAAUUGCAACAAUGACCCUCAGGAUAAUUACAACAAUAACCCUCAGGAAAAUCAGGACGAAGAAGAAGCAGAUCCAACUGUCCAAAAUGGUCUGCAAGAAAACAAUAAUAACAAUACGGAGGAAUCUCCUGAUGCUGAUGACGGUGCACUGAUGCGGGACAUUCAAAUCAUGGAAGAACAGCUUCGUGACAACACGGGGCGCUGGGCUUCUAUUCAAGGUGAACCGAUGCUGUUUCGAAAAUUAUUGGGGACUGCAGGGACAUGGUUUUUAUUUGACGUGUUGUUUUAUGGGAAUGCUCUCUUCCAACCCAUUGUGAUCGAGGCCGCAUUUGGAUCCAGUAGCAAAGGAGGCGAUCCUAUCAUCGAAUUGAGGGAAACAGCCAUCAAUUCCUUGAUUUUGACUGCCAUUGCCCUCCCUGGUUACGGUGUCGCAGGCUUGGUCAUGGGAAGACGGAUAUGCGGUAUACUUCAAACGCCAAAAUACAUCAUGCUACAAGGAUUCGCCUUGAUGGCCGUUCUCUACUUUGCCAUUGGGACCAAUUGGUCUGCUUUGAAGCACACGCCAGUGCUUCUCGUAUUGCUCUAUGGCAUGACCUUCUUUGCUGCCAACAAUGGACCAAACACGACAACUUUCAUCUUGCCUUCAAUGGUGUUCUCGCCAGAGUGCAGAUCCACAUUAAAUGGAGUCAGUGCUGCCGCGGGAAAGUUGGGCGCUUUGACUGGAGCCACCCUGUUUGAACCAGUUGCAGAAACCUAUGGCGAUGCCAAUGUCAUGCUGAUCUGUUCCGGGAUUGCCGUCCUUGCUUUCGUCAUGACAUGGUGGUUUGUGCAAAUGCAUCCCACCAGUCAUCGGCACGAAUAAUAGACUUACACAAAGGAAAUUAUUUUGUAGUUUCAAGACAGAGUUCUUGUCACUGUG
Molecule: messenger RNA, 1859 nt
Organism: Seminavis robusta
Lineage: Eukaryota; Bacillariophyta; Bacillariophyceae; Naviculales; Naviculaceae
Source: the annotation of a GenBank genome assembly